AUGUCGUCAGACAACUUAUAUAAUAGUAAGCGAGCAGCUUUAGAUGAAGAUUGGUUAAAGUAUAAUAAAAUUACAGAUAUUCUUACUGUUGCCCAAGAUAUUAAGCCACGUUUUCCUAAGUCAUUCGUGUAUAAAGUCAUCCCAAUAAGAGAUAACGAAUCACAAGAUAUAUCAAAAUAUUUCGAAGAGACUUUUAUGUUUAUACAGAAUGUUUUAGAUCAAGAAGAUAGAAGAAUUCUCGUUCAUUGCGAAAUGGGAAUGUCACGUAGCCCAACUGUUGUUAUUGCUUAUAUUAUGAGAUCUCAGAAGAAAUCACUAAAGGAAGCGGUAAUCUUUGUUAAAGAAAGAAAAUCCUUUGUUCGACCAAAUUCAGGUUUUUAUAGGAAACUAAAAGAAUUUGAGUCAGAAUUAUCGCUUAAAAAUGAUUCAGAUUCAGAAUCGGAACUACUGAACCAACUUGGUAAAAAUAUUUUAAUCGAUUAG
This is a messenger RNA of Dentiscutata erythropus, 483 nucleotides long. The record is from the annotation of a GenBank genome assembly. Lineage: Eukaryota; Fungi; Glomeromycota; Glomeromycetes; Diversisporales; Gigasporaceae.